Molecule: messenger RNA, 1585 nt
Organism: Vigna angularis (adzuki bean)
Lineage: Eukaryota; Viridiplantae; Streptophyta; Magnoliopsida; Fabales; Fabaceae
Product: triose phosphate/phosphate translocator, non-green plastid, chloroplastic
Exons: 8
Coding region: 87-1238 (383 amino acids)
Biological process (GO): transmembrane transport
Cellular component (GO): Golgi apparatus; membrane
Molecular function (GO): antiporter activity
Source: RefSeq, a predicted model, not a curated record
CAGUCAACCAUUGCGAUGAAGCAGCAAAGAACCAAAAGAAUCCACUGAGACUCUGUUUCUUGAGUUGCGUUCUUGCGAUCUACGAAAUGCAGAGCAUAGUUCUUUCUUUCUCCCCUUUGCUCUCUCUCCGCAAACUUCACACCUCUCUCUCUCCUUCCACUGCCAAACCCAACCGCAUUCUCACUUUCUCUUCCUCUUCAUUCCCAUGUCAACGGUCUUCUCCUUCUUCUUUCAAACUUGCUCCCUCUCCUCCCUUGCUCCAUGCCGGACCAACCUCCGUGCCGGAGGGCAGUGCCGUCGAGUUCUCUGGGGGCAACAGGCUGCUCAACAUUCUUGAAUUGGGUUCCCUGUUUGCGUUCUGGAUCCUCUUCAACAUCUACUUCAACAUCUAUAACAAACAGGUCUUAAAAGUUUACCAUUUCCCUUUAACCGUUAGCACGAUUCAGUUUGCCAUGGGGACUCUCCUCGUAGCGUUCAUGUGGGGUUUUAAUCUCUACAAGAGGCCAAGACUCAGUGGCGCGCAGCUUGCAGCGAUAUGGCCACUGGCUCUGGUUCAUACUUUAGGGAAUCUUUUUACUAACAUGAGUCUUGGGAUGGUUGCUGUGUCUUUUACUCACACAAUAAAAGCUAUGGAGCCUUUUUUUUCAGUGCUCCUUUCUGCUAUGUUUCUUGGAGAGAAUCCUACUGCAUGGGUGGUUGGUUCCCUUGUGCCUGUUGUUGGUGGGGUAGCGCUAGCAUCUGCUACCGAGGCCUCUUUCAAUUGGGCUGGAUUUUGGAGUGCAAUGGCUUCCAAUUUGACAAAUCAAUCUCGUAAUGUUCUUAGCAAAAAGCUUAUGGUUAACACGGAGGAAUCUAUGGACAACAUAACUCUCUUCUCAAUAAUAACAGUUAUGUCCUUCUUGAUAUCAGCACCUCUAACUUUGUUAGUAGAGGGUGUUAAAUUUACCCCUACUUACCUGCAAUCUUCUGGAUUAAAUGUUAACGAAGUGUGUAUCAGAUCUCUUCUUGCUGCGCUAUGUUACCAUGCCUAUCAGCAAGUUGCGUAUAUGAUACUGCAGAAGGUGUCACCUGUUACCCACUCUGUAGGAAAUUGUGUGAAAAGGGUUGUGGUCAUCGUGAGCUCAGUCAUCUUCUUCCGAACUCCAGUAUCACCAAUUAACGCACUUGGCACUGCUAUAGCUCUUGCUGGCGUUUUCCUGUAUUCCAGGGCGAGGCGACUAAAGUCAAAGACCAUUUAGUUAUCAGUCGUAAAGUUUUGGCAGUUGCAAGAGAAAUCUGGUAAUUAGAUUUCUGAAAAUUUCUUAAUAGGUCAGAUAGGAAUUGAGGGUUCUUGAUCCCUCACGGUUUUUUGGUAGUUAGGUCCCCGAUUUUAUUGUACAUUUUUCGAGUGUCGCUAAUGGUUCAUCUAUCAGAUGACUUUAUCAACGCUUGAACUUUUAUCACAUCCUCUUAAGUAAUUGGAUACUUUAGAAGGAGGCAGGCCUAAUCUGGCAUGUCAAGUAUUUUUUAGAAACUUCAUUUGAUACUGAAUUCCAAAAAUGUAAAAUGUAGAAACUUCAUUUGAAUCUAAAAUAGAAUUCUAUCA